Messenger RNA from Danio aesculapii, 4632 nucleotides. RefSeq names its product anosmin 1b (gene anos1b). Lineage: Eukaryota; Metazoa; Chordata; Actinopteri; Cypriniformes; Danionidae. Gene Ontology annotation, molecular function: peptidase inhibitor activity; protein binding. The record is from RefSeq and is a predicted model, not a curated record. Gene Ontology annotation, cellular component: cell surface; extracellular region. The transcript has 14 exons. Bases 105 to 2012 code for a protein of 635 amino acids. Gene Ontology annotation, biological process: neuron differentiation.
GCGCGCGAGAGGGAGUGUCCGAGACUUCAGCGCGCGCAUGCAGUGCAUUCAGCCUCACACAUCGCUCGGAUCCACUCGCAUUCACGAGAACAUCCACAGAGAAGAUGCUGUUUUUGAGGAAUCUCUGCUGUUUUCUGCUCUGCUGUGUGUUUGAGGUGAGCGUUGCGCGCAGGACUGAAGAAGCGGAGAGUUUGGAGAAGAUGGAGAGCGCGCGCUGCGUGUCCCGCUGCCUGACGCUGCACAUCACGCAGAUCACCGCGGCCUUUAGACACCUGCAGAAUGACCACGUGUUGGGCUGGUGUGAGAACCACAGGAGAUGUUCACAGUGCUUACAACCAUGCAAGGAAUUAUGGGAAACAAGACGAGCCCUGUCUCCCAAGACCUGUGAGAAGCAUAAUGAGUGUGUGACGAGCGCUGAGUUCCUGAGGUCGCUACGUGUACAGAAACAGGGCGACUGUCCUCCAGCGCAGCGGGCCUCAGGCUUUGCUGCAGCCUGUGUGGAGAGCUGCGUGCGGGACCGAGAGUGCUCGGGGCUUAAGAAGUGCUGCUCAAAUGGAUGUGGACACACCUGCCAGUCUCCAGCCAACCUGUUCAAAGGGGUCCCGCUGAAGCCAAGAAGAGACAUUUCCUUUUCAGAGGACCAGCAGGGACAUCUGAAGGUGACAUGGAUGUCUAAGUUUAACGUCUCCGUCGAACCGGUGCUUUAUGUCCUGCAGAGGAGGUGGAAUCAUGGGAUUCACCCCAGUGAGGACGAAGCGUCGGCCUGGCAGACAGUUCUCAUGACCAUGGAGGACCGCUCGGUGUUGAAGGACAUCCGGCCCCAUAGGUGGUACCAGUUUCGAGUGAGCGCCGUCAACAGUCAGGGCACGAGGGGCUUCACCACUCCCAGCAAGCAUUUCUUCUCUGUGCGAGAUCCGCUUCCCCCAGAGACCCCACAGAACGCCAGGACGGGCAACCAGACGCUUCACCCUGACGGCACAGUGAGUGUUCUGGUCCUGUGGGAGACCCCCAGUGAGAGCGACCUGGUGGUCCACCAUUACAAGGUGACCUGGAGCCCUCGAGGAACACCCUCCAGCAGCCAGAGCCGGGCGGGAAGGGUCACAGACGGGGAUGUAACAGAGAUGGAGCUUCAGGGUCUCCAGCCCAACACCCCCUACACCGCUCAGAUUCAGGCCAUCUCUUACUGGGGUCAGAAUCGGCUGAAGAGCAGCCGAGCUCACGUGUCCUUCACCACCACCAGCCAAAACUCUGCAACGUUCUCCAAUGGAGAGUUCUCCAAUGAGCUUCCCAUUUCCCACUCGUCUCCAAGUGUCCUGAGGCUGGAAGCGGCCGCACCUCAUUAUCACGACAACCAGCUGCAGGUCAAGGUCUUCUGGAAGAGCCGAGUCCAAGAAAGCCAGAAGGACUCCAGUUCAUAUAUUUUGAGAUGGUAUCCUGAAGUUUGUUCCCAUAAUGUGACGAAAGAUGAGAAAACGGCGACAGUUCAGGGAACACAUUUUGUUAUUACUGGCCUGCUUUUUGCCUGUAAGUACCGUGUGGCAGUGAAGCCCAUUACAGAGCAGAGGUCAGAGGUCACGACUUCGGUUACCACCCCACUUUGUUUAUCGCUGAUGGGGAGACGGAAAAAACCUGCUGCCUGUGCCAGAGAGGAGCGCCACCCUCAGUUGAAGAAAACCCUUCGGAGGCCUGAGAAGCUGGCAGUGUUGUUUCAGCCGGUCAACGGCUCCCUGCAGGCACUUUUCAGCUGGCAGGUUUCACCCGAGAGCUCCGGUCAGACACCAGGCACUGGAUUCCAGUUCUCCUGGGUCAAAGUGUCCAGUGGCAGCAGCAGCAACGGCUCACUGAUCUCACAAACACAUGUCCUGCCACCGGAUCAGAUGUCUCUCACUGUAGAUGCGCUUCAGCCGUCAAGUGUGUACAGAGUUCAGGUGCAGGUUCUGUCUGAAGCGGGAAAUGGACCGUCAGUGGCCAAAACCCUCCAUACUCCUGCUUUAAACACCACCAUCCACUGAGAUGGAUGAAAGAUGUGAGGAACAGUGAUAAUAUGCUCAUGAUGUUUCUAAUUUCAACGAAUUCUAAAUCUCCUAAAUGACUAUGAUGAAAGCGCUCUUCAUCCUGUCUGUUCUCUGUUGUGAUCGAGACGGUGUGACGGGAUAAGGCCACGCCCACCAGACCCACUGAUCACUGAAGAUAAUGACAGUGUACUGUAACAUAUGAACAUUGAAUAUCCAGACCAUGUUUUCUUAUGUACAAAUGUGUAGCACUGAUGUAUGUAGUAGUUGCAUAGUUAUGUGUCGUGUUACUUUCUUGACAUUUAUGUUUGUACUCAAUGGGCCUCAUUUAUGAAACACAAGCAGUAUGAAUUUCUGUCUCAAUUGAUUUGUAGUCAUUUUAUGCUCAUGUUUCAUUAAUAAAGACUGUAUUUUUAUAUAAUAACUGUAAUAAUUAUAUACAGUCAAAGUAAAAAUUAUUAGCCCUGCAGUGGGCUUUUUUUCAGAAUAUUUACUAAAUUAUGUUUAACGGAGCAAGGAAUUUUUCACAGUAUUACCUAUAUAUUUUUUUUCUUUUGGAGAAAGUCUUAUUCGUUUUAAUUGGGCUAGAAUAAAAGUCAAAGUUUUUAAUUCUUUUAAACCCAUAUUAGUAUUAUUAGCCCCCUUAAGGGAUAUUUACUUUGGAUUGUCUACAGAACAAACAACUGUUAUAUAAUGACUUGCCUAAUUACCCUAACUUGCCUAAUUCACAUAGUUAAGCCUUUAAAUGUCACCUUAAGCUGAACACUAGUAUCUUGAAAAAUAUCUAGUCAAAUAUUAUUCACUGUCAUCAUGGCAAAGAUAAAAGAAAAUUAGUUAUUAGAAAUUAGUUAAUAAAACUAUUAUGUUUAGAAAUGUGUUGGAAAAAAUCUGUUAAACAGGAAUUAGGGAAAAAUAUAUACAGGGGGGCAAAAUUAUUAGCUCUCCUGUGAAAUUUUAAUUAUUUAAAAAAAAAAUUGUGUUGAUUUACAGAAAGAAGAUUUUGUUCAACACAUUUUUUAACAUAUUAGUUUUACUAACAAAUUUUUAAUAACUGGUAUCUUUUGUCUUUGCCAUGGUGACAGUAAUACUAUACUAUUUUUCUACUUAUUUUGCAAGAUAGUAUUGAGCUUAAAGAAUAAUUUAAAGGCUUAACUAAGAUAAAGUAAAAUUGUUUUUCAAAGAAUUAAAACUGCUUUUAUUCCAGCCAAACUAAAAGAAAUAAGACUUUCUCCAGAAGUAAAAAAAAAUAUUACACUGUAAAAAGUUAUUAAUAGGGCCAGACAUUUUUUGCUAAAUAGUUUUGUAAAAAAAAAAAAAUAUGCAGAUUUAUGCUGAAUGAUUUUGGAAGUGUCGUAACUAAAAACUGAAUAUAUGUCAUUAAACAAUAAUACUUUUUUACAUUAAUGUAUACAAUGCAAAUCCAAUUAGAUCCACUUCUUUGGUAAACUCUUUCGGCAAGAUACACUGCAUGUUUUGGAUGUCUCCUUUGUCUGUUACACCAGUUACAGUUCUUUUAGUCUCUGCUAAUGAGAUGUUGAGAAUUGGUGUGCAGGGCUUGUGGUCCUCCAGGAACAUGGUUGAGAAACACUGUACUAAACGACACAAAAAAUUACAAUAUUUUUGUAUUGUAAAUAAAUCACAUAAAUAUUUUCAUAUUAGUAAAUAAUAUUACUGAAAUGAGUUCAAAACUGAAUAAAUCUAUAUUUACACACAUUUACACAAGUAAAUAAAUAAACUAAACGACGGGCUACAAAUCUGUGGAUUUCUGCACACGCAGAUUUCGUGUAGGCCUAGCAAUUUUUUUUACUUUACUUUAAAAAAAGUAAGAAAACUCAAUGCCUUAAAAGCAACAAAUUGUUUUUACAUUAAAAAGUGUUUAAAUCUAUUGUAACUUGGAAUUAUUGAGUUGACUUAAUUUAAUUUUCAUGAUUAUGCACAUAGUUUAUUUACUUAAUCAUUUUAAGGCAACAGGUUUACUCAAAAUUUUAAGUAAAGUCAACUUUAAAAGCAAUGGGUUUACUAAUUUUUGAGGUUUUAAGGGAAGGUAAAGCAAUCGCUUUUUACAGUGUAUAGGAAAUAAUUGGAAAAAAUCCUUGAUAUGUUAAACAUCUCUUGGAAAAUAGUUGAAAAGCAUUAAAACUUUCACAGGGGAGUGAAUCAUUUUGACUUUAUAUAUAUGCUUUGUUAUAUUAUAUAAAACUAUAUGUGGUUUUUAUUAAACACUUAAUGUAAAUAUUACUUUUACUACAUCUCUAAACAGUUUUUUUUUUUUAAAUAAAUCUGGUUGGCACGGGGUGAUCUGAAAAUGGCCAUUUUUGAACAACAGCAUGUCUGAUUUUAUUAAGGUGAAUGUAAUUCAUUAAUCUGGAGCAGAAGGAGUUUAAUGCUAAACUUUCUAUGAGCAAUAGUGAGAAAUGUCAGUGCCUUAUACUGUAUCAGUUAUAUCAGGCUAGAUGGGACUGCUGGGGAAAUUGCUGCUUUAACAGGCCAAUGUUUUCAGACAUAAAUGCUUUUGAAAGAUGUAUGAUUGUACAAUAAAGCUUGUGCUUUUGUGCUUUGUAAAUAUUGAAUUUGAUGUAUUAUCUGUGGUUUGUCAUUGCUAAUAAACUAAAAAGCUCCA